AUGGGGGACAACCAGACCUGGAUCUCAGAGAUCACCUUACUGGGAUUCCACGUGGACCCCUCAGUGGAAUACUUCUUCUUUGGGCUCUUCUCCUUGUGCUAUGCUUUAACCCUGCUAGGAAAUGGGGCUAUUGUGGGGAUCAUCUGCCUGGAUCCCCGACUGCACACUCCCAUGUACUUCUUCAUCUCGCAUCUGGCAGUCGUGGACAUGUCCUAUGCCUCCAACAACGUCCCCAAGAUGCUGGUGAACCUUCUGAGCAAGAAAAGAACCAUCCUCUUUGUCCCUUGCAUCAUGCAGACCUUGUUCUGUAUGUCCUUUGGCGUGGCAGAAUGUCUUUUCCUGGUGGUGAUGUCCUACGAUCGCUACGUGGCCAUCUGCCAUCCCCUGAGAUACUCGGUCAUCAUGAGCUGGAGGCUUUGCAUUACCCUGGCAGUGACCUCCUGGAUACUUAGCUUUAUCUUGCCUCUAGUUCAUAUCAUUCUCAUCGUUAGGUUGCCCUUCUGUGGACCUCAUGAGAUUGACCAUUUCUUCUGUGAAUUCCUGUCUAUCCUUAAGCUGGCCUGUACUGACAUAUGGCUCAACUUAUUGGUGCUCUCUGUUGGUUGUGCGUUUGUUGCAUUGGGGCCCCUCUGCGUGGUGCUGGUCUCCUACACCCGCAUCCUCAUUGCCAUCAUAAGGAUCCAGUCUGGGGAUGGACGCAGGAAGGCCUUCUCCACCUGCUCCUCCCACCUCUGUGUGGUCGGGCUCUUCUUUGGGAGUGCCAUCAUCAUGUACAUUGUCCCCUCAUCCAGCCACUCUGAGGAACAACAGAAGGUCAUUUUCCUGUUCUACUGUCUGUUCAACCCUAUGGUGAACCCCCUGAUCUACAGCAUGAGGAACGCAGAGGUGAAGGGCGCCCUACGGAGAGUGCUAUGCAAGGAGAGCUCAAUGUGA
Messenger RNA from Echinops telfairi (small Madagascar hedgehog), 933 nucleotides. RefSeq names its product olfactory receptor 2A12-like. Gene Ontology annotation, cellular component: membrane. Lineage: Eukaryota; Metazoa; Chordata; Mammalia; Afrosoricida; Tenrecidae. Gene Ontology annotation, molecular function: olfactory receptor activity; G protein-coupled receptor activity. The record is from RefSeq and is a predicted model, not a curated record. The coding region runs from base 1 to 933 and encodes 310 amino acids. Gene Ontology annotation, biological process: G protein-coupled receptor signaling pathway. The transcript has a single exon.